AUGAAUCCAUCGAUUAACUAUAUGCCAGCACUCUUAAUUCGUUAUUUAAUACUUUUAAUCAAUACUUAUUUUGGUGGUUAUUUUUUAAGAAAUCGUUCACUCAGCAUGCAUACUAUUUCAUUUUCUAUAAAAUAUUGGUCUAGAGGAACUGUACAAAGUUUGUUUUUGAGGCAUGAAGGAUAUUUAGGAGCAAUUGGGGCGUUUUUAAAAGGCACUGAAGAAUGUGAUGGUGACAAGUUUUCAUGGUUGGAAAAUUAUGCUGGUAGUGGAAGUAACCGUACUCAGUUAUCGUUUGGCAAACGAGUAGACCAACUCGAACUUGAUCGUUGGGAAUCCCCUUUAACAUUUUGCCCACUACUCAAAGAUCCAUCUAGUUACAUUCCAGAUACAGUUGACUUAAACUCAGAUAAAGAAGCUAGAGAAUAUUGGUUAAAUUGCUUUGAAGAAAGUAUAGAAAAUUAUGUGAAUUAUGCGAUUGCCAGUCAACCAACUAGUGAUACAGCUGAAAAACGGGCUGCCAUGUUCAAGGAAAAAUUUAUUUCUCGGGUGCAAUUGCUUAAAAUAAAACCUUUUGCUUAUGGUAAUUUGACUGUGAGGGGUCUUCUUGAUACGAUCAAUCAAUGUCUAAAAGAAUUUGAUUUUCCUGAUCCGUAUUUAACUCAAAAACAAACAGAAAAUGAAUAUGCAUUAACAUGUCUUAAAGAACGAUUAGAAGAAUUAGAUUCUUUAGAUCUAGAGGAAAGACAAAAAGAACUAAUCAUGGGUGUCUUGGCAGGAAAUACUUUUGAUUGGGGUGCUAAGGAAACCGUAGCUCUAAUGAAAACUGGUGAAUUUGAUUUUAAACAAGCAAGGAAUCGAAUACCUGCUAGACCUUGGUUAAUUGACAGUCUGGAUCAGUGGGUUGAAAAAAUAUGCUACAAGCCAUACCAAAAAAUUGCAAUUUUCAUAGAUAACAGUGGUAUUGAUAUAGUUUUGGGAAUACUACCGUUGGCUAGAGAAAUGCUACGUCAAGGCUCAAGAUUAAUACUGUGCGCCAACUCAGCUCCAGCACUUAAUGAUGUCACUCAUUCAGAACUUGUUGUACUAUUACGUCAAAUUGCGACUAUUUGUCCUAUUAUUUCUAAAGGAUUAGAUGAAGGCAAGUUGAAAUCAAUGGAGACAGCUCAAGGUGGACCAUGUUUAGAUCUCAGGUAAAAAAUACAUGAUAAAUACUGAACAAAUGACCAUUUUAACA
Molecule: messenger RNA, 1234 nt
Organism: Diuraphis noxia (Russian wheat aphid)
Lineage: Eukaryota; Metazoa; Arthropoda; Insecta; Hemiptera; Aphididae
Product: 4'-phosphopantetheine phosphatase
Biological process (GO): coenzyme A biosynthetic process
Cellular component (GO): nucleus; cytosol
Molecular function (GO): ATP binding; pantothenate kinase activity
Source: RefSeq, a predicted model, not a curated record